AUGGCUCGCCCAGUUCUCAACUACUCACACCCGAUUAAUGUGUCCAUUUACCUGGACAUUAAUUACAUUAAGCAGUUGGAUGUGGUGACCAAUGUUCUGGAGAGUGAAGGCUGGAUUCGCCUUUCUUGGAGCGACGAAAACCUGAAGUGGGACUCUGAAAAAUACGGAGGCCUAAGCGACAUUCGAGUUCGCAUAGAUGAAGUGUUUCGACCCGACAUUACCAUCAUCAACUCGGUGGAGGCGCAGAACGUCAUUCGCUCGACCACCCACUCCGACUNCAUUUUUUUGUUUAUUCUCAACAUUGAUCCUGAGCAUCAUCGAUUAGUGUUUCGACCCGAUAUUACCAUCAUCAAUUCAGUGGAGGCACAGAACGUCAUUCGCUCUACCACGCACUCUGACUUGAUUCUCUGGAACAGCGGAGAGAUCUUCUGGAUGCCGGCCAUCUCGAUGAAGACCAUCUGCGAUGUUGACCUGACAAACUGGCCCUUUGACCGGCAGACCUGCCUCUACCGAUUUGCCUCGUGGACCUAUGACGGCAACUCGCUGGAGCUGCACAACGCUUCGGAGCACAUCGACCUGAACAGUUUUGUGGAGAACGCCGAGUGGGCGCCGGUGGACUCCCGCUGCGAGUACAAGAUGCACAUCUACGACGAGAGUUCCCACUACCCCGAGGUGAUCUACUACCUGACGAUCGAGCGGAAGGCCACCAUCUACCG
This is a messenger RNA of Rhagoletis zephyria (snowberry fruit fly), 716 nucleotides long. RefSeq names its product acetylcholine receptor subunit alpha-type acr-16-like. The record is from RefSeq and is a predicted model, not a curated record. NCBI's taxonomy places the organism in Eukaryota, Metazoa, Arthropoda, Insecta, Diptera, Tephritidae. Gene Ontology annotation, biological process: monoatomic ion transmembrane transport. Gene Ontology annotation, cellular component: membrane. Gene Ontology annotation, molecular function: extracellular ligand-gated monoatomic ion channel activity; transmembrane signaling receptor activity.